Messenger RNA from Aedes albopictus (Asian tiger mosquito), 2145 nucleotides. Its product is annotated as patronin-like. The transcript has 8 exons. Bases 29 to 1387 code for a protein of 452 amino acids. Gene Ontology annotation, biological process: negative regulation of microtubule depolymerization; cytoplasmic microtubule organization. The record is from RefSeq and is a predicted model, not a curated record. Gene Ontology annotation, molecular function: calmodulin binding; microtubule minus-end binding. Gene Ontology annotation, cellular component: microtubule minus-end. Lineage: Eukaryota; Metazoa; Arthropoda; Insecta; Diptera; Culicidae.
UCUGCUCCCACAGAAUUCCGUCGACGAGAUGGAGCGGAAGAAGGAGAAAAUUAUGCUGCUCUCGUUGCAACGGCGGCAGCAAGCCGAGGAAGCCAAAGCCCGCAAAGAGAUCGAAGCCAUGCAGCGGAGGGAGAAGGAACGCGAAAAGGAGGAGGAACGGACACGCAAAAAAGAGGAACAGUUUGCCAGACGGCAGGCCAUCCUCGAAGCGCACAAACUCAAAAAGGCCAUCGAAGAAGCGGAGAGAGAAGGUAAGACCAUCGAUCGGGAACUCCUGAUCAAGCACCAGCAGAGCCAAGCUCAGCUGCAACAGUCCAGCCGAGGAGGAGGAGGCGGACACGACAGUAUGCACCACCAAACCUCAUCGACAUCGUCGGCGGCGGCCAAGAUGCGUCCGCAGAAACUCACCCGGCCGCGACCGAAGACGAUACACGUCGAGACGGGCUCGGUUGACCUGAGCGAAACCUCCAGCCUUAGUAGUCGGGGUAAGAAGGGAUCCAACUCGAAUCUGACCGGAAUCGGCCUGCACAGCUCAAACUCCAUGCGACGAGAUUACUACCGAGGAUCGCAGGACUCAUUAGCGAUAAGAGAAUCACCGGAUGAAUAUCCUAGUAGCAGCUCAACGCCAAUAGGCCGACGGGGUUCCUACAAAACUGGAAGAGAACCGGCGACGAUCGAACGAGGUCGUACCUUAUCACGUAUCUCGCUAGCGAAAGGUGCCAAUUUCCGGGGACGUAAAUCCAACUCCCUGAUGAAUCUAUGCGAUUCCGACUCCGGUCUGGGACGUGCGACGCCGCCGAGACGUGCGCCGUCGCCCGGCAUGGGACCCUCGAGUCGUCAUCUACCAUCGCCGUCGGGCCCCGGUUCGCUACCGCCGGGUCUGAUCACCAAACGGCGCGGCUUCGACGAUGGAUCCAGUGAUAUCUCUUCCACCGCCAGCUCCAUGAUGGACUACAAUGGUCCGAAACUCUACAAACAACCGGCGACCAAGUCGAACCGGGGCAUCAUCCUGAAUGCCGUCGAGUACUGUGUCUUCCCCGGGGCGGUGAACCGCGAGGCCAAACAGAAGGUGCUGGAGAAAAUUGCCCGAUCGGAGGCGAAACACUUCCUGGUGUUGUUCCGGGACGCGGGCUGCCAGUUCCGGGCGCUGUACGGCUACUGGCCGGAGAACGAGCAGAUCAUCAAACUGUACGGAACGGGACCGAGCCAGGUCGACGAUGUGAUGUUCGAUAAGUUCUUCAAAUACAAUUCCGGCGGCAAAUGUUUCUCGCAAGUGCACACCAAACACCUCACCGUGACGAUCGACGCCUUCACGAUACACAACUCGCUGUGGCAGGGCAAGAAGGCGAACCUGCCGAGCAAAAAGGACAUGGCCCUGGUGAUUUGAAGCACUCGCCGCGCCGGCGGUGGCGCCGAUCGCCGACGAUCUGUUACUGCAACAAAAGUGCUAUAAGAAGGAAUUCCUGCGCCUCAGGAAUCUCUCGUUUUUUUUCUUGUUUUUGGCGUUCGCGUUCCAAGGAAGGAGCAUACCUACUCUGUGUGUCAAAACAACAACUAACCUGUACUGCAACAAGCAAACCAGCAAAAAAAAAACAGGAAUGGGACAGUAUUUUUCUUCCUUCCCCGGUAAAUCGUGUCGUCGUGCGUGUAAGUUUGUCUAUUUUUUAUUUUCCGAGGGAAAAGUUUUGCUGCAAUUAUGAUGGGUGACCUCAUGCAACGUGGAUCCGAGGACAAAGGAACAAUGCUCUGGGUAGUGAAUGUGAUUCUGAUCAUCAGCUUAGGGACUAGGGACUGCGCCAAACGAAUUGAGUAGGUUUUCCAGGAGAAACUUGAUUGAUGAGCUAGUACCGCUUGAUUUUCCGCGUUGUCCGUUAUAGAAUCUUAGCAGAGUCAAAGAGCAUCCAGCUCGCCUUUCUUGUGUUUUUUUUCCUCUUUGUAAAAAAAACGUAGCCUUUCUCUUGUAAAAUUCUAACCACACUUUCCGCUGCAUGCUCUGAAUAGUAGGAUAACUCGAACAAUUAACGACUGUUGUACAUAGGCUAUUAUGGAUAUAUCGAUUAUAUUAGUUAGCGCUCUCUUUCUAUUCCUCUAAAGUUACACAGAAAAAAAAAAACAAACGAGUUAAGUUCAUGUUCAUGCGGAAAG